AUGCAUCUCUCAUACAGUUUGUUUGCCCCUUUGUUGGGGGCUCUUGCUGCAGCUCGCAGUAUUCCAAAUACAUAUCACCAGAACAUAGCCCGCAGUACGCCAUAUGCUGUGAAGCAAUCUCCGCUGGAUACUCCAUGGACAGAGGAGGUUGGCAACAGCCCCUGGCCCGAGUAUCCCCGUCCGCAGUUGCAGCGGACGCAGUGGAAGAACCUCAAUGGGCUCUGGCAGUAUCAGAACGCAUCUAAUCAGGACGCAGUGCAGCAGCCACCAACGAACCAGACUCUUGCCAAUGAAGUGCUCGUGCCGUCGUGCUUGGAGAGUGCCCUGUCCGGUAUCCAAGGAAAGGACAUGUUCUAUUCAUGGUAUUCGACCAAGUUCGAUGUUCCCUCGUCAUGGAACGGUCAGCGCGUACUUCUGCAUUUCGGCGCGGUGGACUAUGAAGCCACCGUUUUUAUCAACGGGAAAAACGCUGGUUUCAAUCGAGGCGGCUAUUUCCACUUUGAAGUUGAUGUCACGGAUUACUUGUCUUCCAACGAGGGAAAUGAAUUGUUGGUAUUUGUCUACGAUCCCACCGAUGACGGCGAAAACGUCAUUCCGAUUGGCAAGCAGACCUUGAAUCCAAGCCACAUCUUCUACACGCCCUGCAGCGGCAUUUGGCAGAGUGUCUGGCUGGAACCAGCGUCGUCAAACUGGAUCACACAGCUAGAUCUCGAUGCUAAUAUGGAUGGUCAAGUCAACGUGACCGUCCACAGCGCCGAAGGAAACGCCACCUCUGUCGAGGUCACGGUAUACGAUAACGACGAUGAAGUGGCCUCUCACACGGGACAAUCGGAUGAACCAUUCGUGUUCAAAGUGUCCGAACCCAAGCUGUGGUCCCCAGACUCUCCUAAUCUGUACAACGUCACCGUUCGGUUAGGAAAUGAUCAAGUCCAGAGUUACACCGGCUUCCGAACUAUCUCCAAAGGAAAAAUUGACGGCAUUGUCCGACCCCUGCUUAACGGAAAAUUUGUCUUCAUGUUCGGUCCGCUCGACCAGGGCUACUGGCCGGACGGGCUCUACACGCCGCCUUCUCUCGAUGCAAUGGUCUAUGAUCUCAAGUUUCUGAAAGACCUCGGCUUCAACAUGGUUCGGAAACAUAUCAAGGUCGAGCCAGCUUUGUUCUAUCAGGCAUGUGACGAACUAGGUCUCCUGGUCAUCCAGGACAUGCCCUCUAUGAGGCCAUUGCAAGAAAGGACCGAAUCGGAUUGCAAGAAGACCAGGCUAUUGGCAGAUGACCGGCAGCAAACCGAAUUUGGGCGUCAAUUGGAAGUCAUGAUCAACCAGUUCAGGAGUUACCCGAGUAUUGCCACCUGGGUUAUCUACAACGAAGGCUGGGGCCAGAUCACCGACUACUAUCCUGAAUUCGAGUUGACAGAACGCGUCAAGACUUUGGAUCCUACGCGACUCAUUGAUUCGACCUCUGGCUGGAUUGAUCACGGUGCCGGUGACUUUAGCGACAACCAUCACUACGCCAACCCACAAUGCGGAACACCGUUUUACUCUACGGACUCCAGCCCAUACGACCCGAGUCGGAUCGGCUUCCAGGGUGAAUUUGGAGGACUUGGUAACAACGUCACCAUUGAAAACCUCUGGCAUGAACAAGGCGCAAUCGACUCGAUCAACCAAACCUACGAAAUCGACACCACGGUCGAAGCAUGGAACUACCGCAGCCACGCCCUGCUCAGCGAACUGGAGGACCAGGUUCGUCGGUAUGCGUGCAGCGGAGGUGUCUGGACGCAGACGACCGACGUUGAGGGCGAAGUUAACGGUUUAAUGACCUAUGACCGACGCAUUAAGCGAGUUGACGAGGAGCAGUGGAAGGCCGAUAUUCAGGCUCUGUAUGAUGCGGCGGCUGCUCGUGGUGGUGCGUCUCAGAAGAAGUAA
This is a messenger RNA of Aspergillus glaucus CBS 516.65, 1923 nucleotides long. Its product is annotated as putative hydrolase. The transcript has 7 exons. The coding region runs from base 1 to 1923 and encodes 640 amino acids. Gene Ontology annotation, molecular function: hydrolase activity, hydrolyzing O-glycosyl compounds. Gene Ontology annotation, biological process: carbohydrate metabolic process. Lineage: Eukaryota; Fungi; Ascomycota; Eurotiomycetes; Eurotiales; Aspergillaceae. The record is from RefSeq and is a predicted model, not a curated record.